Messenger RNA from Histoplasma mississippiense, 504 nucleotides. RefSeq lists its product with no specific name. The coding region runs from base 1 to 504 and encodes 167 amino acids. NCBI's taxonomy places the organism in Eukaryota, Fungi, Ascomycota, Eurotiomycetes, Onygenales, Ajellomycetaceae. The record is from RefSeq and is a predicted model, not a curated record. The transcript is spliced from 3 exons.
AUGGUUCCCGUGUGUGUGGGGUUUAGAAAUGAAGAUAAAGGCAUCUGUGCAGCACGAACACGAGUUAAAUACCGAUACCACCUCUAUAUGCCUCCUCACAAAAUGUCAAUUUGGAUUAAAACCCGGAGAAGGGGACAGAAAUGCGAUAUCCGUUCCGCAGGGACAGACGCCGCACUCAUUAUUUUUGGGUAUCGGGAGAUAUUUGUCCAAGGUACAGCGACCAAAUCUUUGGGACAGCAGCUAGUGAGGAAGGGGAAAGCAUUGGUAGAGGAGCAAAUCCAUAUAACUUGGGCCAACACGAUAGCCAUGAGAACGCGAGAUUCUCCACUCAAGCUCCUCACCAUUGAGACUUUGAAGGGGGAGAAAUAUUAUUAUGGAGACCUUCCUUUCAGGCACGUCGGCGGUAGUACGCGGACAAUGCCAACGGAAGAACAAACCGGAAACGUGCGGAAUUGCCCCAAGAGCUGGAUGGAAAUAGUCAACCACGUUGGACGAUUUGUAUAA